GCCGCGAGCAGCGCCGCAGACGCCCUCUCCCAGCCUGACUCGGUGAAAAUCAUUGUUUGGCUCCAGCAUUAACUACAUUCCAGCGGGACGCAGCGCCCAGUCUCCUUCCUCGCAUUCCUGCCCCACACAAAGGAGUCCCUGCCUCGCCGCGUCCCGCGCUCCGCUCGCCGGGCCGCAAAGCCCCUCCGUGCCGGCCGCCACCUAUCGCCCCCCGCCCCGGGGGUGCCGACCGGAUCGCGGCCCCUCCGCGAGGCGGCCGGCCGGGGGCGGCGGGGGCAGGGAGCCGCCGAAAGCAAAUUCCUCCGCGCAGCGCGCCAUUGACUGGACCGAGCAACUUAUUUAAGGCUGGAAAGUGACACAGGGGUUCUCAUCUUCGCUCGCCGCGCUCUGCCGGGGAGCCCGGCUGUAUCGAGCCGGGGAUGCCGCUGAGGUGACUGUCGCCUCGCCUGGCCGCCGCCUCGCAGCCUCCCGGCCAGGGAGCCGCGUCGCCGGCACUGCCCUGCCGGGACCGCAGGAAGGGACUUGCUUUUGGGGUGUUUUUUUUCUUUGGUUUUGUGGUGCUUUCUGGAGUGUUUUGUUUUUAUUUUUUUUUUUCCCUUUCUCUGCUCCGGGCUGUGCUUUCACAGAGUUCGCCGUGCCUGCCCCGCCGCGCCGCCGGGCACCGGCCGAGCAUGGAGAAGUACGUGGAGGACAUUGCACUGAAGGCUACCAAGUUCAUGGAGGAUCUGUCCCUCUACGAACCCUGCCCGGAGGGUCCGUACGGCCGGGGUGGCCGCCGGGACAUGGUGCUGCACCCCGACCUGGAGGAGACCAAGCGGGUCAUUGCCGCCCACAUGACGGCAGAGCAGCGGGGCCGGAAGAUGAACGGCACUGCCGCGCCGCCGCCCGCCGAAGCCUUCCCCACCGCCGCCCCCUGCGGCAAAGUCUACCCGCCCGCCGCGCCGGGCGUCCCGCUCCGCGCCGCCAACGGCCGCGCCGCCGACCCACCGCCGGGCGCGGGGCCGCUGUGCUGCGAGGAGGGGCUGUGCACCCGCUCGGAGGUGGCGCUGCCCUGCUACAGCGGCUUCGCCGACAAGGGCAAGCGCUACUCGGCCGAGGGCUACCGCUACGCCGCUGGCAGUGCCUAUGAGGGCGGCUACGUGGCCAAAGGCGGAGGGCGGGUGCCCGGCUCCGGCCCCGACGGCAGGUACGGUGCAGCCAGCCUGGCCGCCUCCUCGCCGGGCCCCGUCGCCGAGCACGGCAAGUUCUCCAGCCCGCGCUCCAGCCUGGGCGGCGCGGCCGCGCUACCCUACGAGAAGUUCUCCAGCCCGCGGUCCAGCCUGGUGGUACCCGGCCAAGAGAAGUACGGCAGCCCCCGCGCCAGCCUGGUGCAGUACGACGGGGCCGCCCUCAGCCCCCGCUCCAGCUACGCCAGCACGGCCAGCGACACCAGCAAGCACUCCAGUCCCCGCGCCAGUCUCACCAGUUACGACGGCGCUGGCGGCAGCAAGCCCAGCAGCAACCGCACCAGUGGCAUCAGCAUGGGCUACGACCAGCGCCACGCCAGCCCCCGUUCCAGCACAGCCAGCCAGUACUCCUGCACCACCAGCCCUCGCUCUAGCUACUCGGACUCUAGGUACGGCCCGCCGGGCAGCAGCGCCGAGCCGGAGGCUGCGAGCGGCGCUGGCUUCGUCUUGGCCAGUCCCCGCUCCAGCCUCUGCGGCCCCGAGGGCCGCGUCGCGGCGGGCGCCACCGUGGUGAGCCCCCGCUCCAGCAUCUCCAGCCAGAGCUCGCGGAGCUCCCGCGGCUCCAUGAGCGCCUACUCCGAGCUGCAGCUGCCCUCUCCCCGCUCCUCCCUGCUGGGACCCGGCCUGCAGGAGGACGCCUCCGCGCCGGAGCUGGGGGACGUCUACCGCAAGAUCCAUGCCCAGUCCCCGCCGCGGCUUGACCAGCACCACCCGGCCGCUGUCCCCGAGGCCGUGCCCCCCUACCCCUACAGCCCGACCAAAGGCUCCGUUUCGGCACCCAAAUUCAAGCUCCCCUACCAGGUGACGCCGUGCCGGGAGAGCGGCCCCAGCCAGGCGGAGAGGCGGCUGGAGGCGCUGACGCUGGAGCUGGAGAAGGAGCUGGAGAUUCACAUGAAGAAGGAGUACUUCGGUAUUUGUAUAAAGUGUGGAAAAGGUGUGUAUGGAGCGAGCCAGGCUUGCCAAGCAAUGGGUAACCUAUAUCAUACCAACUGCUUCACAUGCUGCUCUUGUGGGAGAAGAUUACGAGGAAAAGCGUUCUACAGUGUCAAUGGGAAGGUGUACUGUGAAGAAGACUUCCUAUAUUCAGGUUUUCAGCAAACAGCGGACAAGUGCUUUGUUUGUGGACACCUCAUAAUGGAAAUGAUCUUACAGGCCCUUGGAAAGUCAUACCAUCCUGGCUGCUUCCGCUGCGUAGUGUGUAACGAGUGUUUGGAUGGAGUCCCUUUCACUGUAGAUGUGGAGAACAAUAUUUACUGCGUGAAAGAUUACCAUACGGUUUUUGCACCAAAAUGCGCUUCCUGUAACCAGCCGAUCCUCCCAGCACAGGGCUCUGAGGAGACCAUUCGGGUGGUGUCAAUGGACAAAGACUACCAUGUGGAGUGCUAUCACUGCGAGGAUUGCGGCUUGCAGCUCAAUGAUGAGGAAGGCCAUCGUUGUUACCCAUUAGAGGGCCACUUGCUCUGCCAUGGCUGUCAUAUCAGGCGCCUUAAUAUUAAACUGCCAUCACAUCCACCUCCGAGCUAUCCGAUGCAUGUCACAGAACUCUGAAAGACAUUUCCAUUACCAAUAAGCUGUUUGAAAGAGAAGACAAAUAUCUAAAAAUUACUUUCCUUCCCUUUCCUUUAAUGAUGAGAUUCCAGUAAUAACCGUCAAACCAGCUAUUUAUUUUUUAAAUCAGAGGUGAGGGGUCCUUUUCUGAUCUUGUACAUAUGCAUUCUUUUAUCUAGAUGCUUUCACUGAGACACCAUCUACUUGAACAAAUAAUUCAGCACUAAACUGUAAAUGUAAAUGGCAGCAUUUCUAAAAGCAAUGGUACAAAGGGCUGCUCUGCACUCCCUAUUCACUUUAUUCCAGUGGGGAUUUCAUCCAAGUAAGGAGUGUUGAAGUACUUUCCAAAAGUUAGCACCUUAUCAUAUUGCAGCAAACUUGGUAAGAUAGAUACUAGUAUUUUAGCUAGCUUUGUUGAAUUCUGGUCUUGGAGAAUACAGGCUCACAUUUUUUAAAACUUACAUUCCCAAAAGUAGGUAACAGGAAGUAAACAAGUGUUUUUAGUAAGGACAGUUUUCAGUAGGGGUUAAAUAAUAGCAUUCUCUAAAGUAGAAUCAGGCCAGCUUUCCGUCCUACAAGGUUCCACAGUCAUCCAAAGAAGUGUUGAAGAAACAUAGCAAGCAUCUCUCAAAAACUACGUUACAGAGGAUUAUAUCCAAAAGAUUGGUACAUGCAAGGUCAUAACAGUUGAAGAAAGUUACAGAACUCUGUAAUUGCUUGCUGUGUACAGCUGUAGGCAUGGUUUCAAAAUGCAUUCGUAUCAGCUUGAUGAUUUGGCACUUAAUAAGGAAUUCAUCUUUCAAAGCUGUUUUUGUUUAAUAGGGUUAGCUGCCCCUUUCUAUGCAAAGGUACACUUGUAUUUAUGCUACUUGUUUUAUACAAGACUCCAUUUUUUACCAACUGCUUUAUGAUUGUAUGUUGAUACAUUAUUAAAAAAAGAGGGGACAGUGUUUUUUGUAUUUUUUUUCAGCUUUGUGUUCUUUUCUAGAUGUACUUUUGAACUGAUUAUGGUGAUUAUAUUAAUUGGAAAACAAAGUCCAGUUUAGCAGAAAAAUAAUUCAGAGAGACCAUUUAAACAUUGGUAUUUUACAACAAGUAUUAGAUGUACAUAGAAUGUACACACUUUCAUGUUUUGCAUAAGCUUUUACAGUAACCUCAGAGCUCUGGGGAAAUAUAUGUCUUCCAUAUAGGAAGUUAGAUGAAUCUUUUUUAUGGUUUGUUUUCUACCAUGUGUUGAUGAUUUACAUGCAAAUCACACAUCUGUAUGUUUAAAAAAAUUCCCUGCAUUCUCAUGAGAAUUAAUCCAGCCUUCCUGAAUUCAAAUUUUAAAUAAAUCCAUCAUUGCUGUCUUCAACUGUACCAAAAAUUACAGUAAAAUAAAAUUAGUCUGCUCCAGAGGAAGUGGAAAUACCAGACCAGAUUCUCCCCAUCUGUAAACUGGGACAUUUCCAUGACAGUUCUCAAAACAUUGAGAUUUUGAUGGAUCCAUUCAGAAAUGAUCCCAUGUUAAAGUCAGCAUGCAGACUGGUAAAAUGACUUAUUUGGCAACACCAUUGCUAUUUGGUUCCUUAUGCUCCAUUGACUUUCUGAAAGCCCCUCUCAAAAAAUGCAAAGAACGUCCAAUGGACACUAAUUCCUAAGUGGAAUAAUUAACUCCCUUAGCAGAACUUUUUGGUAGUCUGGAAUUUCCUUAAGGGAGAAAGGGAGGGGCAGGGACAGUUCCUGUGAACUUUGUUUUUUUCUGUUAGUAAGGAACAAAAGGUAUGUUUUCUGAACUUUUGCCAAACUUCCAUUGGCCUAGAUUAACCUGUCCUACUGAAUGCUCCUUGGCAAGUCAGAUGCUCUUUUAAAAAGUCAUUUUCUAAUUAAUACAUAUCAGUUUAUAAUUAGCAUAUUUAAUGUGACAGACAUGUUUUCUAGUAACUACAGUGCAACUAGUGCCUCUUUUCUACCGUAUGGCUUAAGAGGCCUGCAAAAGAGAGGACAUUGGGUGCAUGCACACUUUUUCUGCAUUUGCAAAUGUUACCUCGUGUGUUCAUAAUCACCAGCCCAGCCUCAGCAGGAAGUGGAAGUACAUGUGUGCCUCUUGCCCAAACAGCAAAUGCUAGAAAAAAGGAGAAAAAAUGCCUUAAAUUGGAGUGUAUUACUAUUUAAGUUCUUUAAGAUUAUUACAAACAUGGAAGAUAUCAGAGCUUCAGGAAACAGUUUUUAGCAUCAGCUGCAGUGUAAUACUUUUUCCAUGUAAGGAAGCUGCUUUGGACCACAUUUAGCUUUGAAGCAUUUUCACUUGCUUGUCUUUACAACAUAUAUUAAGGGACCCAAAUUAAGUGGCAAGUUUAAGUUUCCACUGCAACGUAGU
Pezoporus occidentalis (night parrot) is the source of this 5133-nucleotide messenger RNA. RefSeq names its product WT1 interacting protein (gene WTIP). Bases 672 to 2774 code for a protein of 700 amino acids. Gene Ontology annotation, cellular component: transcription regulator complex; adherens junction; P-body. The transcript has 8 exons. NCBI's taxonomy places the organism in Eukaryota, Metazoa, Chordata, Aves, Psittaciformes, Psittacidae. Gene Ontology annotation, biological process: cytoskeleton organization; positive regulation of miRNA-mediated gene silencing; negative regulation of hippo signaling. Gene Ontology annotation, molecular function: transcription corepressor activity. The record is from RefSeq and is a predicted model, not a curated record.